Liolophura sinensis is the source of this 4884-nucleotide messenger RNA. RefSeq lists its product as uncharacterized. The record is from RefSeq and is a predicted model, not a curated record. The coding region runs from base 131 to 1078 and encodes 315 amino acids. The transcript is spliced from 3 exons. Lineage: Eukaryota; Metazoa; Mollusca; Polyplacophora; Chitonida; Chitonidae.
ACGAAGGCCUGUAAAAAGGGCGCUCAGAUGAUAGCUGCCAGCAUUACAAUAGCAGCAACGGAAGGCGGGGCUGCAGGCGAGAAUUACCGUCCGCUGAUUAUAUACCUUUUGGUCAACCACCUAAAGGGAAAUGGCUAUGAAACAACCGGUGUUAGCCUUUCUCUUUGGCUUCGCAGGUAUUAUUUUCCUCGUACAUAGCCACAAAAUUCGACACGCACAGGUGAAGUCUUCCAGAGAGUCUCCUACAGUGUUUUCCCAGAAGCAAAUUUCUCCCAAGCUCAAAGAAAUAGCCAAACAUUCCAGUGAAUAUAGUGUUAAUCCUGAUAGUACGUCAGAAGAAGAUUUGUACUCUUCUGCAACCAGCGGGUCCCCUGACUAUGAGGCAGUUGACGAUGUGGAGGGCACUGAUUCCACGCGAAAAUACGCCGAACCCUUCGAGGGAAGCGCCGAUUCCAACGAUACAGGCAACGUGUCAGCUGCCACUCACAAGGAACUCGGUGAAAAUGCAAAAUGCAAAGCUUGCAAGGAGUUCGAAAACGCAAAAGCUUUUGCCAUUGAAACCAUCAAGGCUAAAAUAUUAAAGAAGCUUCAGUUGACCCAUCUUCCAAAUGUGUCUGGCACGAGUCUUCCAAAGAUUCCUCACCUGCAGAAAAUCAUUGACAAGUACAACUUGCAGAGUGACAUGCCCUACAUGCAGGACCAGUGGGAGCGUGGACACCACUACUAUGACAACCCCGAGGAUCCAGCCAGGACGGAGAAGAUGUUUGCUCUUGGCACCAGGCUGCCGGACUAUCUGACUUACAUCAACAGUUCUAAGGCCUGUUUCUUCAAUGUCGACCCGGGCCCGAACAUCAUAAAGAAGGGGAAACUGUGGGUGUACCUACGUCCAUCAAAGACUCUGCAGAACACGGUGACGUAUCUGAGGGUUUACAAACUAGGGCCACCGCCCCACCUGGGCAUGCCACCCAUGCGGAGCCUGGCACGUUCCAAGAAGAUUCUGCUGGAAAGGGCAGGGGGUUGGCACCCAUUUCGACCUGGUCAACAUCAUCGACCGAUGGGCCCACGACCCGCUCAGUAAUUACGGUCUGGAGAUCGAAGCGCUGGACCACAACAACAACAACCUUGUUGUCAUCCGCCAGGGGAAGGAGCUGAUGUUGGAUAUGAGCCGUUCCUCGCUAUACGGGUGAUUCAGGAUUACCGACGUCGAUACAGACGAGACUCCUCCAAGACCUGUGACAAAGACUCCACUGUGUGCUGCGACGAUACUUGCUCGUGGACUUCCAAUCCUUCGACUGGCACUUUGUCGUGGUCUCCCAAAAAGUUCGUGUCCUACUUCUGCAGCGGCGACUGUCCGUUGAUCUACAAACAAAUCAACCAGCAGACCCACAUCCUUAAGAACGUGAACUCUUCGUACGAAGCCUGCUGCAAGCCUUCUUCGUUAGGCCCUUUGCAGAUGCUCUACAGGAAAAACGCCUCCAACUUUGUCAUUGAAUAUAUUCCAGGCAUGGUCACGAAACAUGCUCCUGUUUGUGAGGAGGGCUGUCAUGUUGGACGAAUUUUGGAAGACGCCAAGCUAUCGUAACAACAUUAAUAUACCUGCAGUAACAACAAACGCAAAUGUCUCCUGUACUCUACUGAGGAGACUUUAACCCACGAAGUCGGUAUUUAAAGAAAGGCAAAUGUCUGUCUGUACCGUGAAGAUGCUGCGCUGUACAGAAUGUACAGUGGAAUAAGAUGCCCUGACACUCAACGCAGGCUCUCCAAGAGCUGAAUCAACUAACUAUGUUGUUUUCCAUAAAACGUGUGAUAAUUUGAUGGGUCGCCACAAGGCUUGAGUAUUGUUUGCAACUAGGCAAAUAUUGGGUAACUGCGCAAGAAUGAAACUAUGUAACAGCGCUGCCAACUUAUCAUUCUCACACAACAAAUCUGAUAGCGCCGCAAUAUUCCGAUCCCGAGGGCGAUGCAUUGCUGUGGGCAAAUACUAUACUUUGCGAGGGCUACUCGUGUUGCUUGUUAAUUGUCACGAUCGCUUCCAAACCAACCAACUGUUGUCUUUCCUAAUUUACUCUAAAGAAAGACAGUGAGAGAUUUUAUUUAACCCAGUUAAACCAACUACAGCUUAACUGUGCACAGACGUUAAAAAAUAACGGUAAAGUUUAUCCAUAGCCACGGUGACGGAAUGGUUCAUCCAUUACGGGGAGAAUACUGCUUGUGCACAAGUAGAUCAUAUCGAUGGGGGAUUUCCCUAUUCCUUAUAUGAAUACGGCUUAUAGGCUAUUUCCUACUUGUGCCCACAUAGCUUAAACAUAUUCGUCUCCCCUGAAUGCAUGAAUCAAAUUUAUAGAAAUAAACGUUACCUUCACAUUACAUUAAAUGCAUUAACCUAAUUAUCAAUGCCAAUCAGUGUCACGUGACAUGGAGUGAACAGCUAUAGAGAAAUUUCUUUAGAAUAACAGCGAUUAGCGUGUGUAAAUUUGUGCUCAGUGACAUCUUGCGAUUGGUAGGACGUGUUGACAGUGAAAAAAAGCCUUGUGGCUGGUAUUACAUAACAGAACUUCCAGUGAUAAAUGUAACAAAUGAAUACCAUGUGUUGUAAAGCUGUUAUUGUGAUACGCACUCGUCUUGUGAACACAUUUUACUCGAGUGUAUGUUUUUAUGUUUAACGAAGAGCAUAUUGUCCAGCUGAAUGUUACAUGAUACACUUAUGGUCCGGUGUACAAGGCAGUUGCGCAUGCGCUUUGGGUCGUUGAAAGGCACCGUGAGGUCGAAUGCUAGCAGGUGGAUGUGGUGGUCUUUCGCAGAAAAUUCCAAAUUUAUCUUCGUGACGAUAAGACAGUGACAAGUGUAUUUCCAGAGAAGACGCGACUGCAACUGAAACUGUCUCGAUGAUGUACAAAGGCUUUGUUAAUGAAUGCAUAUUUACCGUUGCUAACUAUGUAAAUAGUUUAAAUGUAUUGUUUCGUUGAAGCAGGAGAACAACUGUUACACCAAGUCUUUCACAUUGGUUAUGAUAUAUUAUACAGCUUAGGGAAAGGCCAUACAAAUACUCACAGUUAUCCCGCAUCAGACAAAAUACUCCGCUUUUCAUUGGACAACAACGGUCACGUGAGGUACAGAUAUAAUCUCGAAUCCUGCAGACGACGUCAAAUGUGACUACUGAGUAGGUUAUCUCCCUUUGUUGGGGUCAAACGAUGGUCAUAACGCUGAGGCGUUUUACAUAUACAUCGGUCUUCUGCACUGAACUGAUGGGUCUUUGCGAAGUGAAUUCGUUACGUGGUUACUCAGUGAUAGGAUACGCAAAUGUAUGGUGUCAAUAAUCGUUAUAAUGGGCUCGGCUGACAUCUCGCCAAAUACGAGGAUUAUGGACAAUAUAUAUUUGCUUAUCCUAUCACUGAGUAACCAUGUAACUAAUACUACACUGACUAAUUUCACACAUUCUGCUAUAUAUAGAACUAAAUAACUGCAGACAAGCACAAAGUUAUGAUGCGAGUUUCCUACCUUGGUGGCUACACAAUGAUUACUGUUUUUUCUACCAUACAAAAACAUUUACGCACACACAACCAAUCACCUACUUCAUAUUUAACAUGCUUUUUUUUCUCCCUUAGGAAUGCAAUGAAUAACAGUCGUGUAGCAUGAACUUUUCUAAAUGGAUAUAUGAAUGACAUUGUUUUAUGUUGUGUUGUUCAAGAAUUUUGAUGGCGGGUUUUUCAAUGUAGUUUGUGCUAAAGAACAUACGUCUAUGUUAUUAACUCUAAUGUUAAUGUAAAAUAGCAGUUAAAUGUGUAGAAUGAAAUAAUUUUUUUCAAAAAUUUAAUGACAAUGCCUACAUGAGAGUGUUUAUAACACACAUGUUGUAAAACAAAACACACCCUUCCUGAUUACCAACUCAAUGUAAAUGAUUCAGUAACGUGACUGGAGAUAUGUCAGUGGAUAACUAGAACGACACAGCCGCGAUGAUCACAAGAAAUAAACAGCAAUGGAACUAUUAUUAAAGGCGAAAAAGUAACACACGGAUCUAGAAACAAAACAGCAAAUGGAUAUUCUUGAAGAAAGUUCAGGGCCCCGUGGUUCGCAAGUGUAUUAGCUAAUACCGGUAUUAAGUCAUAUUUUGAAUUCAAAAUUGUAGCCAAACUCAGCAGCUAAUGCAGUUGUCCAAAGUCAUAGUUUAAGAGUAACAUAUUUACGCCAUAUUUAACAUAUUAUUAUGGAAUUAUUAGUGGGCUAAGAACAAAAUUGAACGCUUGGCUUAAAGUUAAAUCUGGUAUUAUGGCUUAAAACAGUUUUGAACAACCGGGCCCUAGUCUCUUGCUAUUAAUGGCUUACACAAAGUUUAUAAACUGUUUACGCCUUUUAACUGUGAUCAAAUAGACUAUGUUGACAGUACUCUCGGCCUAACUGUUUGUAGCGAGCGUAAGCUUUUAAUUGUAGCUCGAUCUUUGGUAUAGCGUAUAUUGCUGAGGCAAUGUAUAACAAUACUCUAGUUACGCAACAACCUUAGCUGUGUUGUUCACGGGACAGUAUGUGAUAUCAGCUCGGAUGUAGCUUAAACUGGAUUUGAGUGAACGCUAGCAGAUCGUCUUUGGUGCCUGUAGAUUGUUUCCAGCGUCAGGAGCUAUGGGAAAUAUUGAUGUGGAGACACGAUGACCAUGUCCGCAAUUCACUAUAAACAUAGUUGUACCAAAUUUGUCUCGCAAUUGCAGUCGUUUGUUCUUAUCGUUAGUCAGACAGUUUAUAUCUGUAUGCCAAAGUUCGUGAGUUUAUGAUCGUAAGAUACUUGUGUAGAAUAUGUAAAGAUAAAGACUGUAAACGUCACGUGAGUGUGCACGAGAAAAUGGUCUGUAUGGCAUCCGCUUUGAGUAGCAAAUAAAAGCUUAAUUCUGUUGA